AUGCAUCUGAGAACUUUCGUAGCCCAUGUUGGCUGCCUAACGAAGGAAAAAUUAAGUGAGACAUUAUUAUGUUAUAUGAACUUUUAUAAUUUAAGAUCGUCUGUUCUGACUAAUUCUGCAUCUAAAAUGUCUGAAAAUACUAAAGAUUCUCCUCACUCACUGAGUAUUUUAACAUUUGGUACGCAACCUACAAUAGCAAAAUCAGUUAGUGAUGAAUUACGAUUAAAAGGUAUUGAUGCUAAAGGAAUUGUUGUAAUUAAUUCAUCUGAUGGUGAUAAAGAAAUUGCUCAGGUAGUUAAAGAAAAAAAUUGGGAUGGUUUAUUAAUCGGUGGUGGUGUACGAAGCAAUCCAGAAUGGCUUGAUCGUAUUGUCAAAAUUGUAAAUGACAGCAAUCCAAAUGUUAAAAUCAUCGAUCAUAAUGGUCCGAAAGAUGUAGAAAAUGCAAUUGAAAGACAUUUUAAUAUAAAAUUGCCAUUAUCAACAUAA
This is a messenger RNA of Didymodactylos carnosus, 486 nucleotides long. NCBI's taxonomy places the organism in Eukaryota, Metazoa, Rotifera, Eurotatoria, Philodinida, Philodinidae. The record is from the annotation of a GenBank genome assembly.